Messenger RNA from Paramormyrops kingsleyae, 5647 nucleotides. RefSeq names its product regulating synaptic membrane exocytosis protein 1-like. Gene Ontology annotation, biological process: calcium ion-regulated exocytosis of neurotransmitter; regulation of membrane potential; regulation of synaptic vesicle exocytosis. NCBI's taxonomy places the organism in Eukaryota, Metazoa, Chordata, Actinopteri, Osteoglossiformes, Mormyridae. Gene Ontology annotation, cellular component: presynaptic membrane; cytoskeleton of presynaptic active zone. Gene Ontology annotation, molecular function: small GTPase binding; transmembrane transporter binding. The record is from RefSeq and is a predicted model, not a curated record.
GAGAGAAGAGAGAAAAGCCGAAUAGAAACCAAAGCACGGCCGUGGGUGCCCGCAACCAUGAAAGGCUUGCACUAUACCAGAGAGCUGCGGCUCUGCCCGUGGACUAUGUCGUGAGGAGUGCCUUUCGACGCUCGGCUUUUGGUCACGAAAACGACACGCCAAGGAGGGGUAAAAAAUGUCCGCCUCUGUGGGGCCCCAAGGCGGCCCUCGCCCACCCACCGCGCCGAUGAGCAUGCCCGAUAUUCCGGACCUCAGUCACCUCACGGAGGAGGAAAGGAAAAUAAUAAUGGCAGUGAUGGUUCGACAGAAGGAGGAAGAGGAAAAAGAAGAUGCCAUGUUAAAAAGGCUGCACCAGCAGUUCGAGAGCUACAAGGAGCAGGUGCGUCGCAUCGGUGCCGACACCCGGCGCCAGCAGAGCCUGCACCGGGACGACGCCCCCACCUGCGGCAUCUGCCGCAAGACCAAGUUUGCUGACGGCUGUGGCCACCUCUGCUCCUACUGCCAGACCAAGUUCUGCGCUCGCUGUGGAGGCCGGGUCUCCCUGCGCUCCAACAACGAGGACAAAGUGUGUCACAUAGUGAAGGACAGGGUCAUGUGGGUGUGCAACCUGUGCCGCAAGCAGCAGGAGAUCCUCACCAAGUCGGGGGAGUGGUUCUCGGGGCAGGGGGCCAAGCCCAACGCGUUGGGCGCCGCCCACAGCGACCCGGCCAUGUUUGACAAGAAGGUGCGCUCCAGGUCGCAGGCCCCGCUGAACUCGGGCCCCGGGCUAGGCCAGGAUGCACUGCCGCCUGCUACGGCUGACCGCCCCAAGGGCCCCGAUGCCGGCCAGACGGGGGCCCCCACCUCCCGGUCCCGGAGCGAGCCCCCCAGGGAGAAGAAGAGGCCCGUGUCGCUCCACGAGCCCGUCACCAAGACGGGGCCGCGAGGGGAGAGGCGCAGGGGCCUGGGCAAGUUGCAGUCGCACGCCUCCGAGGACCUGAGCCAGCGACGCGAAGCCCCCCGCCGGCUGGAGAAGGUACGCUCACAGGACUACAGCGUGGGGGGGGAGGCGGGCCGGCCGGAGCCGAGGCCACGGCAGCCGGAGGGCGAGGCGGAGCGGCAGCGGCGGGAAGAGGAGUUUCAGACGCGCUACCGCAGCGACCCCAACCUGGCGCGUUACCCGGUGAAGCCACAGCCCGAGGAGCAGGAGAUGCGCAUCCACGCCAAGGUGUCCAAGGCACGGCACGAGCGCCGGCACAGCGACGUGGCCAUCAACGAGGUGGGGCUGCAGCCGAAUGGGGGCCCCAGGGAAGGCAGCCAGGGCCGACUGAGCAGGAGGGCCGUAGGCGAGGGCGAGCGUAAGGCACCUCUGGAGAACCACCGCUCCUACUCUGUAGACAGGACCGUGGGGGGGCCUGCCUCCAAACCCAACCACAUCCCCCAGCUCACCCCCGCGCCUCGCACAGGCCCCCAGGGCCCCCAGGGCCCCGCCGGACGGCCUGACCUCAGGAAGAAUCACCUGGAGCCCAGCUCGGCCGCCGUGCUGCGCAAGGCCAAACGGGAGAAGAUGGAGAGCAUGCUCCGCAACGACUCGCUCAGCUCCGACCAAUCUGAGUCCCUGCGGCCGCCGCCGCCACGUCCCCACAAGACCAAGCGUGGGGUCAACAAGAGGCAGAUGUCCGUCAGCAGCUCGGAAGAAGAGGGCGGCUCCACACCCGAAUAUACCAGCUGUGAGGACGUGGAGAUCGAGAGCGUCAGCGAGAGAGGUGACUGGGACUGCUAUCCCUUGGACCCCACCGUGUGGCACCAUCCUGUCACCUGGCAACCGUCCAAAGAGGGUGACCAUCUGAUUGGACGGAUCACCCUGAGCAAGAGGAUAGCCAUGACGAAAGAGGCCAGCACCAUGCUAGGGUUAAAGGUCGUCGGAGGGAAGAUGACGGAGACUGGGAGACUUGGGGCUUUCAUCACCAAAGUCAAGAAGGGCAGCCUUGCCGAUGUUGUAGGUCAUUUACGGGCAGGUGACGAGGUCCUGCAAUGGAAUGGGAAGCCGUUGCCCGGAGCAACGAAAAAGGAAGUUUACAAUAUCAUUUUGGAUUCUAAAUCAGAACCUCAAGUAGAAAUAGUGGUUUCAAGGCCAAUUAGAGAUAUACCAAGGAUUCCAGAAACAUCACAUCCUCCCUUAGAAUCUACAGGUUCAAGUUCCUUCGAGUCCCAGAAAAUGGACCGGCCCUUCAUAUCCAUCAUAUCUCCCACAAGUCCUGGGACAUUGCGAGACAUUCCUCAGCUGCUGCCUGGACAGCUUUCAGUGAAGCUUUGGUACGACAAAGUGGGCCAUCAGCUGAUUGUCAACGUGCUUCAAGCCAUAGACCUUCCUCUCCGGAUGGAUGGGAGGCCCAGGAACCCCUAUGUGAAGAUGUACUUUCUCCCCGACAGGAGUGACAAAAGCAAGCGAAGGACCAAAACAGUGAAGAAGAAUCUGGAACCCAAAUGGAACCAAACCUUCCUCUACUCGCACGUGCACCGAAGGGACUUCAGGGAGCGCAUGCUGGAGAUCACCGUAUGGGACCAGCCGCGAAUCCAGGAGGAGCAGAGUGAAUUCCUGGGGGAGAUCCUGAUCGAGCUGGAGACGGCCCUGUUGGACGACAUGCCACACUGGUACAAGCUGCAGACCCACGACGUGUCCUCGCUGCCUCUGCCCAAGCCCUCGCCCUACCUGCCCCGGCGGCACGGGCACGGGCACGGGGACGGCCCCAGCAAGAAGCUGCAGAGGUCGCAGCGCAUCACUGACACAGAGUUUGAUGAUGGUAAUGCCAUAGUGGCCACAGCUGCUUCAGAGAGGAGCUCGCGGGAGAGGGAGCGCUCCACCACGUUGGUGGUGCCUGAGCAGCAGCGCCCCCAGCAGCACCGCUCACGCUCCGUGUCACCGCACCGGGACGAGCAGGGCCGCGGACGCUCCCGCCCCCCCAACGUGCCCAUGCAGAGGAGCCUCGAUGAGAUCCACCACAAGCGCCAGUCCUGGUCCCCGACCCGCUACCGUGACUCCCCCCGUGGCCGCGAAGAGCCAGAGCCCCAGGAUUCGGAGCAGGAGUAUUCAGAGGACAGCGAGGCCCAGGUGACGCGCAGAGCGAUCCGGGGCGGGAGCGCCGAGUGCCUGCACACCGACAGUGAUCUGCAGCCGUCUCUUGACAGGUUUAGAAGUUCUAGUACCAACUGUUUGAGACCAGACACUAGUUUCCAUUCACCUGAGCGAGAAAGAUGCACCCAGUCUCUGCCCCGCAGACGGCCCUCCAGCCCCCGGAUUCUAAUCCAGCACGCCUCCCCCGAAGAUGACAGCUGGAUUCUGGAGCACGUUGUUCCCACAGAGGAGACGGUAAACCAUCUCAGUGCCAAGCCAGGGCCCCAGAGGCAGCCGAGAACUCUGGGUAGGCCUAACUGUCAGAAAGCCACCAAGAAAAGCUCUGACAGUGACAGAGCACAUGGUCAUAGCAAUCGCUCACAGUCCCCCCCAGCGACGACCCCCCAAGCAGCCCGUAGGGGGCGACAGCUGCCACAGGUGCCUGUGAAGAACAGUGGGAUAGAGCAAGGCCAUGCUAACUGCAAGUCAGAGGAGAAAGCUCUCGUGGUCACGGCAGAGCGGACACGGCAGGUGCCGGUGAAAGUACAUUCCUACAGGACGUCCACCACGUCCAGCUCCAGUCAGGACCUGGAGACCGAGCUCAAGAACAAGCGAGAGCUGUACAAAGAGCAGCGGCGAAGCUGCGACAAUGUGUCCGCCAAGUCAUCGGACAGCGACAUCAGCGACGUGUCAGCCAUCUCUCGUGCCAGCAGUGCCUCCCGUCUCAGCAGCACCAGCUACAUGUCCAUACAGUCUGAGCGGCACUGGGGGCGCUUCAGGAAGAUUCGCGCGGCCGGCCGGAGCAUGCUGAAGAGCACCAGCGUGAGCGGCGAGAUCUACUCGCACGAGCACAACGACGGCAGCCAGUCGGACACGGCCCUGGGCACGCUGGGCUCCGGCGGCAAGAAGCGGCGCUCCAGUCUGAGCGCCCGUGUGGUCGCCAUCGUGGGCUCGCGCCGCAGCCGCAGCACCUCGCAGCUCAGCCAGACGGAGGCGGCCAGCAAGAAGUCAAAGAGCCAGAUUCAGCGGAGCCAGGAGACGGGCAUGGCGGUGGAGUACCCGCGCAAUGCCAUGGCGCGGCAGGCCAGCCGCGAGUCCACUAACGGCAGCAUGAACAGCUACAACUCCGAGGGCAACCUGAUCUUCUCCGGCGUCCGUCUGGGGGCCGACAGCCAGUUCAGCGACUUCCUGGAUGGUCUGGGUCCCGCACAGCUGGUGGGCAGGCAGACGCUGGCCACGCCCGCCAUCGGUGACAUCCAGAUUGGCAUGAUGGACAAGAAGGGCCAGCUGGAGGUGGAGGUCAUCCGUGCACGAGGCCUCAUUCAGAAGCCCGGGUCGAAGUCCCUCCCCGCUCCGUACGUCAAGGUCUACCUGCUGGAUAACGGGGCGUAUGUAGCCAAAAAGAAGACGAAGAUCGCCAGGAAGACGCUGGACCCACUGUACCAGCAAGCGCUGCUGUUUGAAGAGAGUCCGCAGGGCAAAGUUCUACAGGUGAUAGUCUGGGGCGACUAUGGUCGCAUGGACCACAAAUGCUUCAUGGGAGUGGCACAGAUCCUGCUGGAGGAGCUGGACCUGUCCAGCACGGUGAUCGGCUGGUACAAACUGUUCCCGCCGUCCUCGCUGGUGGACCCGACGCUGGCCUCCGUCACCCGGCGGGCCUCGCAGUCGUCGCUGGAGAGCUCGUCGGGCCCGCCGGGGAUCCGCUCCUAGUGCCCCGCGGAAGACUGGAGCGGAGGGAAGACGAGAAGGAACGAGGGAUAACAAUCAGAAGCAGACUGAGGAUCACGAUCAAAGCUUUGUUGGAGCCUGACAAUCAUUCCUGAAUCUUCUUUUUUUUUUGGUCUUUUCUCUUAGAUCUUUGUUAUUUUUUUUCUGUGUGACUUUCCAACAGACAGGGCUGCUGCAAAAUAUGGGGUAACGUUGCCUUCACAGGAGAGGAACUCCAAAUGUCACACAGGCCCAGGUAUAUCCCGACGCAGAGUGACACCUUAGGGGGGCGGAGCCUGUCCAGCCUGGCUCCGCCUGACUCUCUCUCUCUCUCUCUCGCUGUUUCACUUCCGUUUCCUCAUCACCCAUCGCCAGCGCUGUGCUUGGGCCCCUUCGUUGCAGUUGCACUGCCACGCUUCUCAUCCGUUUCGCAUUCGUUUUGUACACUUGGACAGACGUUUGCACGAUGGAAGAAAGGGUUCACGUUUCCUGGCGCUUGCAUGAAUACAGAAUAAAUCAGGGCGGGGUUCCCUUUCCUUCCUGACCCAGACUCGCUGUUUUCCUCCACCGACUCCAGCCGGCCAGUUUAACCCCCUCCCUAUUUGUAGAUGUACUGUUGGCCUCUGUCAGGACCCACUGGCACAAGCUGCGGUCAGGGUGCUGUGAACCUUAAUGUCGCUGCCGGUCCCUGGGACCCCCCCCCCCCCAAAGCCCUGCACGUGUUUAAGUUUUUAUCUGAGUCCCACCUUCAGUUUACAUUGUUUUGAUUAAUGCAAGCACAACCGCUUGGUUUUUUACCGCAAAAAAAGGUCUUAACUUUUUGGAAGAAAACGAAGAAAAAAAAAA